AAAAAAUGUGAAGUAAGACUAGAAGAGCACCUAAACUUUCUCAUUGUGUCUGUUGGACCGGAAAUUCCAGGCCUUUGUUCUCUGCCUCUCUCUCAUCAGUCUGUCUGUCUGUCUGUCUGAGUUCAGAGGUCACUGGCAGCACCGUAUUUUUGGUCUUUCUAUUAAGGAGAGAGAGAGAGAGAGAGAGAGAGUAACAUGGAAGAUCAAGCAGGUGGUAGAUAUAAGCCUACUCCUUAAUUCAGAUAAACAAAGCGAGAGAGAGGAUUGAAACGAUGCGUCGAGAAAUCUCCGCUCUGCUUCAGCCACGAUCCCUCCUCAUCUUCCUCGUUCUCGCCAUUUUCCUCAUUUUCGUCUUCUCUUCCACCCAUAAAAAGGAGGAAGAGAAACUAGAAGAGGUGCCUGAAAUUACCCACAGAGUAUACCUGGAUGUUGAUAUUGAGGGACAGCACUUAGGUAGAAUUGUGAUUGGAUUAUAUGGUCAGGUUGUACCAAAAACUGUUGAAAAUUUUAGGGCGUUGUGCACAGGGAAAAAAGGCAAAGGUGCUAAGGGAAAACCGCUCCACUAUAAGGGAACACCAUUUCAUCGUAUCGUAUCUGGGUUCAUGAUUCAAGGUGGAGAUAUUGUUUAUCGUGAUGGGAGGGGAUAUGAAUCUAUAUACGGUGGCACAUUUGCUGAUGAGAAUUUCAGAGUGAAACAUUCACAUGCAGGUGUUGUUUCUAUGGUGAAUUCAGGACCUGAUUCCAAUGGCUCACAGUUCUUUAUCACCACAAUCAAAGCUAGUUGGUUGGAUGGGGAGCAUGUUGUCUUUGGCAAGGUAAUUCAGGGCAUGGACACUGUGUAUGCAAUUGAAGGCGGGGCUGGAACCUACAGCGGAAAACCCAGAAAGAAGGUUACUAUUGCUGAAUCUGGAGAGAUACCCCAGAGCCAGUGGGAUGAGGAAAGUUGACACUUUUUACAAAGAAUUUUUACUUUGAGCUUACUAGAUUGAUUCUUAGAUGACUGAUACACUUUUGCCCCUUUUACCAAAGUUUCACUAGUCUUGGGCUUUUCUCCUGGAUAUAUUACACUUUCUUUUUGUAAUUGGCAGUAAUUGGCAGCAGUUGUUAAUACAAAACAUGUUUGUUGUAGAGGAAGUGAGGAACCGAAUAGAAACCAUCGUUCCUUUUUUCGUUUACCUUCAUUUUUCCCAGGCUUGUAUAUUUGACUUUCAUUCUGAAGUUUGCUUUUGAAGGCAUUGAAGUAGCUUCAAAGGACAAGCAUUUAUUGUUGUCAAUAUGACUUCCCAUUUGUUGUUGCCAUGAGCUUAUGAAACCAUGUAAACGCUGAUAUUAUUUGAGAGAGUUUAGAUAAGAGUUGGUGCGUGUAAUAUUACUCAUGUGUAACACAUAGGACGGCGACAUGUUUACAUAGUUUCUUGAAUUCUGUUUGUAAAUCGAUAC
Prunus avium (sweet cherry) is the source of this 1440-nucleotide messenger RNA. RefSeq names its product Cyclophilin-like peptidyl-prolyl cis-trans isomerase family protein. The record is from RefSeq and is a predicted model, not a curated record. Lineage: Eukaryota; Viridiplantae; Streptophyta; Magnoliopsida; Rosales; Rosaceae. Gene Ontology annotation, molecular function: cyclosporin A binding; peptidyl-prolyl cis-trans isomerase activity. Gene Ontology annotation, cellular component: intracellular membrane-bounded organelle; cytoplasm. Gene Ontology annotation, biological process: protein folding; protein peptidyl-prolyl isomerization.